This is a messenger RNA of Eruca vesicaria subsp. sativa (arugula), 1017 nucleotides long. The record is from the annotation of a GenBank genome assembly. Lineage: Eukaryota; Viridiplantae; Streptophyta; Magnoliopsida; Brassicales; Brassicaceae.
AUGGGACAUAGAGGAUUUGGGAUGAACAUGCUUCAAUCUCCUGACGAGAAAAUGAAAUCAAUCAAAGAAAAUUCUAUUCUUUCUUUCAAUGUGGCUGCAGAUUUUCCCAUUGACUUCGUUGAGUUUGAUGUCCAGGUGACAAGAGAUGGCUGUCCUGUAAUAUUCCAUGAUAACUUCAUCUUCACGCAAGAACAGGGAAUUAUCAUUGAGAAAAGAGUUACGGAAAUGGCUUUACAUGAAUUUAUCUCUUAUGGACCACAAAAGGAUGGUGCAAAUGUGAAUCCUAUGUUCAGAAAGACAAAAGAUGGAAGAAUCUUUCAGUGGAAAGUCGCUAAGGAUGAUCCUUUGUGCACCCUUAAAGAUGCCUUUGUAAAAGUUAAACGUUCUAAAGGAUUCAAUAUCGAGCUCAAAUUCGAUGAUAAUAUUGUGUAUGGAGAAGAAGAGUUACGUCAAACUCUUGAAAACAUCUUGAAGGUUGUGUAUGAGCAUGCAGAGAACCGGCCCAUAAUCUUCUCAAGCUUUAAUCCUGAUGCGGCUCGACUAAUCAGGAAUUUGCAAAUGAGCUAUCCUGUAUUCUUCUUAACAAAUGGAGGAUGUGAGAUCUAUGCGGAUGUUAGAAGAAACUCAUUGGACGAAGCCAUCAAGAUUUGCAAAGAAUGUGGUUUGCAAGGGAUUGUUUCUGAGGCUAAGGCCAUAUUAAGAACCCCAAACGCAGUCACUAGAAUCAAGGACUCAAAACUUUCACUUAUAUCCUAUGGCCAGAUUAACAAUAACGUGGAAGUGGUUUACUUACAAUAUCUCAUGGGUGUGGAGGGAGUGAUCGUUGAUAUGGUCAUGGAAAUCUCUCAAGCUAUCGCCAGUAUCGAGGUUAGGAAUGCGGAAGAUGAUGAACAAGACGAUGGAAGAAAGUGUCUGAUUCUGCUCGGAGAGGAGAGCAAAAAGGUGAGGAUUUCUAGUGAUGCGAUCGCUUUCUUAACAGAGUUCGUACCAAAGACUACUUUAUUUGUUCAACAAUGA